AUGCUGUCCUCCCGCCCCCCGCUCUCGGCCCGCAACCAGCAGCAGAAGCCCUCCUCGCCCCGCAUGUCGCCCAUGAAGAACUUGGCCUUGAGCGACAAGGAGAACACGCCUCCAUCGCUCAGCACCACCCGGGUCCUGGCUUCCAAGGCAGCGAGGAAGAUCUUCCUAGAGGCGGAUGCUCCUAAAAGUGCAAAGCUACCUUCAAGCAACAUACAGGAUGAACCUCUGCUUCGGGAAAAUCCUCAUCGCUUUGUUAUCUUUCCCAUUCAAUACCAUGAUAUCUGGCAGAUGUACAAGAAGGCAGAGGCUUCCUUCUGGACAGCUGAAGAGGUGGAUCUCUCCAAAGAUAUUCAGCACUGGGAAUCCUUAAAGCCUGAAGAGAAGUACUUUAUUUCACAUGUUUUGGCGUUCUUUGCUGCAAGUGAUGGCAUUGUCAAUGAAAAUUUGGUGGAGCGAUUCAGCCAGGAAGUACAGAUCACAGAGGCUCGUUGUUUCUAUGGAUUCCAGAUUGCAAUGGAAAACAUCCAUUCAGAAAUGUAUAGCUUGCUUAUUGACACUUAUAUCAAGGAUCCGAAAGAGAGGGAAUUUCUCUUCAAUGCCAUAGAAACACUGCCAUGUGUUAAACAGAAAGCUGACUGGGCCAUGCGCUGGAUUGGGGAUAAACAUGCCACUUAUGGAGAACGUGUAGUUGCUUUCGCUGCGGUGGAAGGAAUCUUCUUUUCUGGUUCUUUUGCAUCAAUCUUUUGGUUAAAGAAACGGGGGCUGAUGCCUGGACUCACUUUUUCCAACGAACUCAUCAGCAGAGAUGAGGGUUUGCACUGUGAUUUUGCUUGUCUAAUGUUCAAACACUUGGUACACAAGCCAUCUGAGGAGCAAGUGCGAGAGAUCAUCACUAAUGCUGUCAGGAUAGAACAGGAAUUCUUGACGGAAGCGUUACCUGUAAAUCUAAUUGGCAUGAAUUGCACUUUAAUGAAGCAGUAUAUUGAAUUCGUGGCAGACAGACUGAUGCUGGAGCUCGGUUUUAACAAGAUAUUUAAAGCAGAGAAUCCAUUUGACUUCAUGGAGAACAUUUCCCUGGAAGGCAAAACCAACUUUUUUGAAAAACGUGUAGGAGAAUAUCAGAGAAUGGGAGUGAUGUCAACACCCACAGAUAACUCUUUCACUUUGGAUGCUGAAUUCUAGGUGCAGAAGGACAGCUCUCCAGCUAAGCUUGAAAACUGCUAGCUGUGUUUACCCUAUUGCCCUCAAUGUUCCGUUCUUGCAGUGUGUGCUGGUACUUUAGGAAGGUUUGUGUAGCUAAAGCAGAAAAACAAUUACUUAAGGG
Messenger RNA from Euleptes europaea (tarantolino), 1324 nucleotides. It is a transcript of the gene RRM2, whose product is annotated as ribonucleotide reductase regulatory subunit M2. The coding region runs from base 1 to 1182 and encodes 393 amino acids. The record is from RefSeq and is a predicted model, not a curated record. Gene Ontology annotation, molecular function: ribonucleoside-diphosphate reductase activity, thioredoxin disulfide as acceptor. Gene Ontology annotation, cellular component: cytosol. NCBI's taxonomy places the organism in Eukaryota, Metazoa, Chordata, Lepidosauria, Squamata, Sphaerodactylidae. The transcript is spliced from 10 exons. Gene Ontology annotation, biological process: deoxyribonucleotide biosynthetic process.